Molecule: messenger RNA, 1504 nt
Organism: Dendrobium catenatum
Lineage: Eukaryota; Viridiplantae; Streptophyta; Magnoliopsida; Asparagales; Orchidaceae
Product: chaperone protein dnaJ 1, mitochondrial
Exons: 19
Coding region: 1-1404 (467 amino acids)
Biological process (GO): protein refolding; response to heat
Cellular component (GO): cytoplasm
Molecular function (GO): ATP binding; heat shock protein binding
Source: RefSeq, a predicted model, not a curated record
AUGACAAACUUGACUAGCAUUGUGCCUUCCUUGACUCUCAGUACUUGGCAAAACCCAUUUUUUUCAGCAUUGAAUGGGCGUGGUCAGUUUCAUGGACAACCUGAUAUCAUCCUUAAAGUUGCCACAUCAUUUCGAAUCAGGUCCUUUCAUGUCACAGGAUCUAGUAAUGCUAUGGAACGAGACUACUAUGAAAUUCUUGGCAUCUCUAAUGAUGCUACACCAGAGGACAUUAAGAAAGCAUUCCACAAUCUUGCCAAAAAAUAUCACCCUGAUGCAAAUAAAAAUAGUCCUGCAGCAAAGAGAAAGUUUCAGGAAAUUAGAGAAGCUUAUGAGACAUUGCGUGAUCCUGAUAAAAAAACAAAAUAUGACAUGGGAUUCUCUAAUGGAGCUGAGAGUGUAUCAUAUGGUGGUGAGGAUACGGUCAAGUACAAAAAUGCCUAUCAUGAUCCUUUCUCUGCCACAUUCUACAGAGUUUUUUCAGAGGUUUUUGAAAGUGAACGAGAGACAUAUGCAGCUGACAUACAGGUUGACCUGAAUCUAUCUUUUGAUGAAGCUGCCAAGGGCUGCACAAAGCAGGUUUCCUUGAAGGCACAAGUUCCUUGUGAUUCAUGCAAUGGAAGGGGUCAUCCUGUCAAUGCAAAGUUGUCUAUGUGUCCUAAUUGCAGAGGUACUGGAAAGGUUAUAGUUUUUCCGUUCACAUCCACCUGUGGUCCUUGCAAAGGAUUUGGUAGAAUAAUUAAGGAGCAUUGCAUGUUAUGCAAAGGAGUAGGGGUUGUUGAUGGUGUUAAGAGUGUUUACGUUACCAUUCCUUCAGGUGUUGAUUCUGGUGAUACAAUUAAAGUGCCAAAAGCUGGAAAUCAGGGUAGGCGGGGUGUUCUUCCUGGAGAUCUUCAUAUCAAGCUUCAGGUAGCCAAAAAUCCUAUUUUCAAAAGAGAUGGUGCUGACAUAUAUGUGGACGCCAAUAUUAGUUUCACACAGGCAAUUCUUGGUGGCAAGGCCGAAGUACCAACAUUGUCUGGAAAAGCACAAGUCAAAGAAGCUUCACUAUUUAUAUCUGGAAGGGGAAGAGCAUCUAGUGCCAAUAGAGAUGGAGACAUACCAAAGGGAGUACAGCCAGGCCAACUAUUGGCAUUGAGGGGCAGAGGUCUGCCAAAGCAUAUUGGGUCUUCCAGUCAUGGUGAUCAGUAUGUUAGAUUCCGUGUGCACUUUCCUUUAUCAGUAAAUGAUCGCCAAAGAGAAUUACUGGAGGAAUUUGCUACGGAGGAAGCAAAUCAAGAAAAUUAUGAAUUUACCAAUGGAAAGUGGUGGCGGCAAUUCGUUGAUUAUUUAAAUGGACAUCAGUUCCUGCUUGGAUUUGCGUUUCUCUUGUUGCUCCAAUUGUUGCUGAGCAGAAGUGCGAGCUAAAGAUCUCAUCUGUAGGAUGGAAGAAUCUGCAGCAUGGAAGCUUUUAAGCUUAGACUUUGUUUGGGACAGCUUUCUUAUUACUUCUUAAAAUAUUUUUUUA